CACUAUGAGUUCUUAAAGUUGCAAUAUACCUUAAUUGAUUUUUAAAAUACAUUAUUAUACAUGUGAGCUUCAUAGGGGCUGUUACCAAAACAGACAAUCAUGACCUGAUAUACAAAUAAUAAAAAAAUCUUUAAAGUAUGAUGUAAAGCACCACUCCACAUAUAUGUAUUUUUCAUAAAAUGUGUUUAAUUACUCCAUCUUCAAUGCUAAUUCAUAAUAAUAAAACAAGCUUUUUGAAAAAGUACUUUCCAGUCUUGUAUAGUUACGUUCUGUUACUAUAAACAUGCAGACAUGUUUUUCACCAACAUGAACCAAAAUCAGCCUCUGUGGGAGGAGAGAAAGCCUUUCAAUGCACAGCAGUCAAUAAGCUGUCUGUUCACAGAACGUGUGCUGCCUUCCUGGAAGAGGUUUAACCUGAAACAAAUGCAGUUAUCAAACUGACACAACUAACAUAACAAUCUCCCGGUGUUCUCUCAUUCCCAGGCUCGUCUUCAGCUUUUAUUAAUGUCCUGGAUGACAGGAUCGAAACACGCUAUGAUUCGAAGGUUGAUUCCUUGGGUUUUAAUGACCAACAUCAUGCUGGUCCUGCACAGCCUGUCAUACACAAACCAAGUGACUAUCAGGGUCUCCCAGGAAGAAACGUGUGCUCUCAGUGUUUCAAAGUCGUUGCAACAAAGCAAAGCAAUGUUGUCUCCAAGCUCUAAAUCUGAGGAGUGCUCACCGAAGGGGAACAUCAUGUUCAUGAAGACGCAUAAGACUGCGAGCAGCACCAUCCUCAACAUCCUCUUCAGAUUCGGGGAGAAGCACAAGCUCAGGUUCGCCUUCCCCGAUGGACGCAACGAUUUCUUCUACCCAUCGCCGUUCCUCUGCUCCCAGGUGAAGGACUACGAGCCGGGGGAAUGUUUCAACAUUGUGUGCAACCACAUGCGCUUCCACCAGGAGGAAGUGGCCAAACUCCUCCAUCCAGACGCUGUGUACGUCACCAUCCUACGCAACCCCGCGGACCUCUUUGAGUCGGCCUUCCAUUACUACCACAGAGCGGUUCCCCUCACGUGGGGCAUCAGUGGGGAGAACAAGCUGGCAGGGUUUCUGAACAAUCCAGGGGCCUUCUACAGCCCAGAGGCUUUUAACUCAUUCUACUUAAAAAAUCUGCAGUUUUUUGACUUUGGUUUUGAUAAUAACCUGGACGCUGACGAUCCUCAGAUCGAUGCAGGCAUUCAGUACCUAUCCAGUCACUUUCACCUGGUCCUCAUAGCAGAACAUUUUGAGGAAUCUUUGAUUCUUCUCAAGGAUUUACUUUGUUGGAGCAUGGAAGACAUCCUGUAUUUCAAGCUUAAUGUUCGUAAGAGUUCAUUUGUGUCCCAACUGGACCCCGAGAUGAGGGCCAAGGCUUUACAGUGGAACUGGGCUGACUGGAAACUCUACCAACACUUCAACGCAACCUUUUGGGUCAGAGUAGAAGCCUACGGCAGGGAGAGAAUGAAACGCGACGUAAAAGAACUGAGGAGGAGAAACGCUGAGAUGAAGGCCAUCUGUAUCCAGGGUAAAAAUGCAGUCGAGCCCCGAGACAUUAAGAACUCGCGUUUCCUGCCCUGGCAGCCGAUUGGAGAGAAAUCCAUCCUGGGGUACAACUUGAGACAAGAUAUUGAUCCCAAAUUCAGGACGAUUUGUGAAAAAAUGCUCACACCUGAAAUACAGUAUUUAUCAGACUUGGGAGUCAACCUCUGGAUUACUAGACUAUGGGGUUGGCUAAAAGAUAAAAUUUACUGACUGUUUAGUUUUUAAUUUUUUUAAUAAUUUAAUUAGUUUGUGUUCGUUAGCUGUUUAGACAAUGUGCAUUAGAUAAGAAUGUAAUUCUUUAUCUAAACUGAUCCUUAUUUCUUCAGCUAAACAAAAGCUGAACUCAAGGUGCUUUGACAAUGCUCUACUGUAAAGAUUAUUACAAUUUUCAAACUAGAAAAUAGAUGUGAAACAGAAAGCUUUGUGUAGUUUUUGUUCUGUAUAAAAUAUGUACUGCGCAUUUGGCUACUUGUCCUAUCAUCAGGUGGGUACACAUGCUUUCUGACAUGUCUGACACUGUUUACGUCAUUUAAAAAUGGUUUUAAGCCAACUGUUUUAGUGGUUUCUCUGCUACUACACACCUAAGUUAAAUGAAUGGGUGAUUACCACCCUUCUGAACUUGGAAGAGGUAACUCAUUCAUUUAAUCAGGUGUGUUGGAGCAGGGAAACAAGUAAAACAUGAAGGAUAGUGGCCCAGAAUUUGACAUUUUGGAUUUUCUUUUGGAUGAGCUGUCAGUGAUGAUAUAUAAAAGAGAGAUAUAUAAUAUCCAUCUUUUAAAAAUGCAUUCAUUCAUACAAGAUCACUGCCCAUGCCUUAAGCCAUCUGCUUUUCAGUGCUUGUAACUGUUUAUUGUUCCCAGUGCUCUCUAAAGGGUGUGGUGUAGCGGUGAAAAUGUUUUUUUGCUUUGUUCAUGAAUGUUUUAAAGUAACCUGUAAAGCAGCCUCUUCAUUACAAAGUGGUUCCCAACCGACCUUCCUGCUAAAAUAAAGGUUAAUAAAUAAACAAAGUAGUAUUUAAAGCUGCUCGUUAACUCAGGUCAUGGAAUAAGCUCUGAUAUGUUUAUGUUUUGGACAUAAAUAUCAGUCAAACCAGUUUGAGAAUAUGACAGCUUUGCAGGGGCCAAAGAAAAUUUAAGGUGCUAUAUUUUACAGUUCCUGACUAAAUAUAAGUUGGCUCAAAGUCCAAAACGCACAAGUCCUAUUUUUUAUUUAACACUUAAAGUAAUAAAAUUAAAGGUCUAAAAUAGUUGUUAUUUGUAUUUAAUCAUUGAAAGCCUAAUUAGAUUAGACAAAACUUUAUUGAACCCUUUUGGGAGGGUAAUCUGGAUCAUUGGUUCCCAAACUUUUCAGCCUUUGACCCUCAAAAUACCAGCAGCAGAGACCUGAGCCCCCAACUGCUGUUGGAUCAUAAACAGUUUUCAC
Austrofundulus limnaeus is the source of this 2982-nucleotide messenger RNA. RefSeq names its product galactosylceramide sulfotransferase. The record is from RefSeq and is a predicted model, not a curated record. Bases 505 to 1770 code for a protein of 421 amino acids. Gene Ontology annotation, molecular function: galactosylceramide sulfotransferase activity. The transcript is spliced from 3 exons. Lineage: Eukaryota; Metazoa; Chordata; Actinopteri; Cyprinodontiformes; Rivulidae. Gene Ontology annotation, cellular component: membrane. Gene Ontology annotation, biological process: galactosylceramide biosynthetic process; myelination.